This is a messenger RNA of Prunus avium (sweet cherry), 866 nucleotides long. Lineage: Eukaryota; Viridiplantae; Streptophyta; Magnoliopsida; Rosales; Rosaceae. The record is from RefSeq and is a predicted model, not a curated record.
UUCUUUAUAUUCUGCUGCUUAAUCCAUAAGCUUUUCAAACCAUCCUCUUUCUCGGCUUUUCUGUCUUUUUAACGUUAAAACGCCACAACUGUGUCUUCUUGUCCGAUCAAACCCAACUGGUGCAGAAGAGAGAGAGAGAGAGGGAUCAGAAAAUGGGAAAGGAUAGGAAGAUUGGCGUUGCCAUGGACUUCUCAAAGAGCAGCAAGAACGCGCUGGAAUGGGCUGUGGACAAUUUGCUUGACAAAGGUGACACCCUUUACAUCAUCCACAUCAACCCCAACUCCCUCGAUGAGUCUCGUACCCAACUCUGGGCCCAAUCUGGUUCUCCUCUGAUUCCAUUGACAGAGUUCAGAGAGCCCGACAUCAUGAAGAAGUACGAUGUCGAAACUGAUAUUGAAGUUCUUGAUACACUUGACACUGCUUCCAGGCAGAAAGAGGCGAACAUUGUGACGAAACUGUACUGGGGAGAUGCAAGGGAGAAGCUUCUUCAAGCGAUUGAAGAUCUGAAGCUGGACUCUUUGGUCAUGGGAAGCAGGGGCCUUGGUACCAUCAAAAGGAUCCUGCUGGGGAGUGUGAGCAACUAUGUGCUGACAAAUGCUCCAAUCCCUGUGACCAUUGUCAAGGACCCAAGCUUGCAACACCAUUGAAUCACGGACAGUUGGAAACUUUGGAUUUGGUUUUUCAAUAAUGUUUCAUCACCUUUUAUGUUUUAUUUGAUCUUGGUUUUACUAGAAUAUUUCAAGUUAUGAUGCCGAACAGAUGGAAAUGUACUCUGUUUUGAAGAUGGUUGGGCUCCAUUGGUUCUGGGUUUGUGUAUUAAUUUGGUUUGUCUCAUUGCCUUUACGCGCAUUCGUGAAAUUAUUGAA